UUUCCAAUGUAACGUUGUUAUUUUUUCCGGUUGCAUAGCCGUUGCCAUGUUUGAACGGGUCCUGGUUGGCUGAACUCAGGGGUUUAAGGAAGCUUGUCCGCCCGGCAGUCGGAGCGGAGGGGGACUCGAUAGAGCAGAGCUUCAGGCGGAGUGAGUGAGCUGGUGACGGACACCGAAAUAUCUCAACGACGGUCGACGGCUCUCCUUAACAUCUCUAAUCAACGCUUGCACUGAACAAUCUCUUACCGUAACUGACGUUUUGUGUCACACAGAGAUUGAACAAUGUGAUUGUGAUCGGAGGCAGCAGCACUCCAAUGGUCCAGGACCUCAACUUUCUUCACUAGAAUGUACUUGAUGAAUGUACCUCCUGUCGCAGCGACGCAAACAGAAUGGAGAACAUGUGGCCCACCUGGAGGCUAUAGCCUUCCAAUCUGCUUCAAUGACUCGGACCCUGAGUUGUCCACCAGAGGCACACCUAUCUCAGACAAGGUCCAGAUGAUCAUAGAGAGCCUUAGGAGUACCCAGUCCUCACUUGAGAUGGGCGAUGAGAUUGAGGGAAAUGUGCUAUCAGGACAAGAAGGUCAUCCCAAAGCCUGCAAGGUCGCAGUGGGUUCUUAUGUGGGAGCUAAGUCCAAAACUAAAGGUCCCACUGAAAACCAACUAGAAGAUGCUUCGUCCCCAAUGAAUCAUGAGAGCAAUGACUCUGACAGUGAUGAUUCUGUGGAUAGAGGAAUCGAGGAGGCCAUACUGGAAUACCUGAAGGAAAAGGAUGGUCACAAGCGCAAGGCGGAACCCUGCUAUAGCAUGCUCCAAUCAUCCAAAAUUCCCAGGAAAAACCCACCUGCUCAUGAAGUUUCCAAACAGGACUCCGACAGCAACACAUUUUUGAUUGCUAAUAAUCAGUUUCCAAAAAGCCUCAAAGCUGAGACUCCACCAACACCAGCUAGUAUACCUAUAAAGAAGUAUAUUAAACAGAAAGCCUCCUUAGAAGAAAAUGCUGUUAAGAAAUUUGACAUACCAACCAAAAGUUUAGUCUUGCCCAAAGAGCAGACACAAAGCCCCUCUAAAACCAUCAGCCACAUCAACAAAGUAAAGUGCCCAGUCAACUAUUAUUUGGAGGACGAAUCAAAUGAUUCAAGCAGUGAUGACGGCAUUGAGGAAGCCAUUCAAAGAUACCAGUUAGAGAAAAAGGAGCAGCAAAUCAAAAGGGAAGCUUUCACUCCCCACGAAUUUAGUGAGGAGUCAGACUCGACAAGUGAUGAUGGGAUUGAAGAAGCUAUUCGUUGCUACCAACUUGAGCAACUCAAGGAGAAAAGUGUUCUGAAGCCAUUCUUGCACCAGCCUAAAUCCUUAAUACAUGCUGUUGGAAGUACAAGCAUGGAUAACGUGAAGAAAAGCAAACUGAUAAAGAAAAAGACAAGAACAGAGAAAGACGUAAAAGCUGCUCAACCUCCCUCAUCUGUCUCUGUACCCAAGAAUACAUUUUCAGAGAGUUUGAAAGCUAAAGGAAAUGGAUUGCUUUUUCUAAAAAUGGAGAGUUCUAAUGAGGCAAUUACUCAUACGUCUGCCCCCCCAAAGGUUAAUACAACAGCAGAGCUUAUGUGUGCUGAGGCAAUACUGGACAUUUCAAAAACUGUUAUGCCUGGGCCCUUCCAUCACAAUGUUGGCCUUAGCAGUUAUGCCCCUUCAGAAUCUUCCCUGCAAUCUUCCCUUGCUGAUAACGGCCAAGAAGAAGAAAGUGAUGGCAGCUCAAUUGAUAGUGAGGAUGGGAUUGAGCAAGAAAUCAGGAAAUUUCUAGAGCAGAAAGCCCAAAUGCACCAACAGCCAUCUGCCUCUGAUAAGACUCAAGAGGUUCAAAGUAUAAAUCAACCAGAAGAAGCAAAGCCUGUUGCAACCCAGAAGAAACCUCUCCGAUUGUCUUUGACACAGAGAAGAAAACACAGAGACAAAACCUUGUCCAACACCUCAGUGAUGGAAAACAAAGUGAAAGAAUCAUCUCCUAAACCUUUACCUGAACACAGAAAAGAAGCAAGCCAGAGAAGUCAAAAAAACCUCGCUGGACUGCACGAGAAAGAGCAAAGUGGAGACAAAAGCAGCUCACUUGACAGUGACGAAGACCUGGACACUGCCAUAAAAGACCUGCUCAAGACAAAAAAGAAGUCAAAGAAGAAAACAAGAGAUUUAAAGCUGAAAUCAAGGAAGUUCCUUAAGGACGAAGAACCUGUGCUAGGAAAUGCUUCACAACCCAAAAAGUUAAAACAAAAUCCUACUUCCAGGCGCAGUGCUUUGAAAAAGGUGCAAAAGUGUAAGGAUGACAUGAAAGACAAAUCUGGGUUGAGUAAAAAGAUAGUUUUACAACAUAAGCAAGCAGACAAAAUGAAAGAGCAUGAUACGCAUAAAGUUGAAACAGCGAAUUUGAAAGCGCCUGAGUGUCAAGACAUCCUGCUGCUCCAUACUCAGACUGCUCAUCAGAUCAAGGAAGAUAGCAGUGCAGUAGACAGUGAUGAUAGCAUUGAGCAAGAGAUCAGAAGGUUUCUGGCUGACAAGGCUAAAGGUUCCACUGCAGAGAAAGGCAAAGAUGAAGAUUUAUUGAGGAAUGGCACUGAUGUUGCUUGUAGCCCUCUUCAAAAUAAAGACAUUAAACAGGAAUAUCAGCUGGCUGAAAUUCCAAUAAAUAGUACCAGUCCUCUCUCUGGAAGGUCUCCCCUAAGUAAUCAGCCUGUUCCUACACCACAGAGUUCAGAACCAGACAUCUCUUCUGUUGGAGUACAAUUACGUAUGUCCGCAGUCCUGCCCUGCAGCCCCAGUCUAUUGCAGCCAGCGGAUGGGGCCGGGGCCGCUAGAACUGAGCCAAACUGGCCUAGCGCUGGGAGAAAUGACAUCAAUGAUGUGACACCACCAACUGAAAGAGUUCGACAAGUUUUGAGCCCUAGCGCUGCUCAUUCCCGCUCUGAGUCGAUCAAGUGGCGUCAGAGCUUUGGACUACCCACUGACGCUAAGACUCUUAAUCAGACUCAAUUCCAUAUCACCACUUCUAGAAUCAACGAGACCUCAUCAGCGACUUCAUCAUAUCAAAGUGGGGUCAUCACCCCCAAAUCACAGACUCCAGUCACUGUUUGGUCCUCUGCAAAGACUGGCAGAGGACAUUUUCCCUGCUCUUCAGAGACGACCGUAAAUACAACCCACAGAUCCACUGUUUUAAAUCUUUCAUCUCUUGCCAGGCAGCAUCCUAGGACUUCCUUUGCAAGGAGCCUUGCACCUGACCACAGGUCACAGUGUCCCAUAGAGGGAGAGAUCAAGAGUAUGGUGCACAUAUCUAAGGAUAAAAGCGUGUUUGUUGAACUGGAAUCUAAUAGGACCAACCAUGUUCAGGUUCGAAGCAGGGAAAGGAGCGAGGGAAAGGAGAGAGUGGACUUGCUAAGUGAAAUUAAAAGAGAAGAGGAGAGCGUGAAGAUAGAUGAUAAAGAAGUACAUCUAGAAAGAAGAGAGGAUGAAUUUAUUGAUGAGGCAGAUUGUGAGUCAGGCAACAGGAGAAAUCCAGAGAAGAAGCAGGGCUUUCCUACAUUGUCUUUGUCCAGUGCCAUUGACCCUGGCAUCACAUUCAGACCUUGUAUAGCUCUUACCACAGAGGAGAGGAGCAGGAUGUUCAACAGGAGGUACUAUGCUGAAAAAAGCAAGAAGGGGGUAGCUCCUCAUGGUAGUGGACCUGUGCAGAACAAGGUGCAGCGAGUCAAAAGAAAGCUCCAGUUCAUCCAAGUCAACAGGGAAAAUGAAGCACCGGGUCAUUCCAGGAAGCAUGCACAUGCUGUUUGAUAUUCCAGUCUUGGUUGUUAGAUAAUGGUUUUGCUAAGUUCUAUAGAUGUUAAUGUAAGAUGUUUUAGGGUCUGAAUUUUCAGGCUAAUAGAAAUGUUUUCAGUCUUCUAAAGUGCAUUGCAGUACAUGGUACUCACCUUGUUCUCUCGGUUGUAACAGUCUAUGAGUAAUGUUUAAGUGCACAGUUCUUGUUAAUGAAGCCAAUAAAGCACUUCCUCUGUUUUGCA
This is a messenger RNA of Labrus bergylta (ballan wrasse), 4040 nucleotides long. RefSeq names its product protein phosphatase 1, regulatory subunit 26 (gene ppp1r26). Lineage: Eukaryota; Metazoa; Chordata; Actinopteri; Labriformes; Labridae. Gene Ontology annotation, molecular function: protein phosphatase inhibitor activity. The record is from RefSeq and is a predicted model, not a curated record. Gene Ontology annotation, biological process: negative regulation of phosphatase activity.